AGAACUCUCGUUGUUUGUUUACAACCUGAGAACUUCCUGUCUGCUCGUAGCUUUGUCCACGGUAAGCUGAACUGGAUAAUUAAACGUCUCAAACCAGCCGAUUCAAGAUGGGAUGUGAUGGAGGAACGAUUCCCAAAAGACACGAGUUGGUGAAAGGCCCAAAAAAAGUCGAGAAGGUUGAUAAAAAUGCAGAGUUGGCUGCCAAAUGGAAAUACUGUGCCUUGAGCCAGGAGAAACUCAGACGGCCCAUUGUCGCUUGUGAAAUGGGAAGGCUCUUUAACAAAGAUGCUGUCAUCGAAUACCUUCUGGAUAAAACUGCUGAGAGACCCAAUGUUGAGGCUGUAACUCACAUCCGUGGGAUCAAGGAUAUAAAGGAACUGAACUUGACCGAUAACCCUGCGUGGGAGGGAGAGAGAAGAAAUUCUAAAGGAGACAGAUAUGAGGACAUCCACUGCGGCAUGUUCAUUUGCCCUGUUGUUGGGUUGGAGAUGAAUGGCAAGCACAGGUUCUGUUACUUGCAGACCUGUGGCUGUGUCUUUUCUGACAGGGCCAUGAAGGAGGUCAAGACAGAAAUCUGCCACAAGUGUGGAGACCCGUUUAAAGAGGAGGAUGUUAUUGUGCUCAAUGGCACCAAGGAGGAGGUGGAGAAGCUGAGGGAGAAGAUGGAAGAGAGGCGGACCAAAGCCAAAACUAAGAAAUCAAAGAAGAGCAAAACAGCUGCAAUUGUGUCCACGCCAUCAGAAUCAAAAGGUUUGGAUGACACACAGUCGCCAGAAGUAGAAGUAGCAGAGAAGACCUCUCUACAAAAUGGUGGUGAAAGCAGCCAUGCAGCUGUGGCUGGUCCCUCCGGAUCCUCCGGCUCCUCAAAAGGCACCAACUCUUCAACAACCUCCGCCACCAAGAGGUCCAUCCAGAGCAUGGAGGAGAAGUCGGAGGUCUUCAAAUCCCUGUUCACCAGCCACAGCUCUGCCAAGCGCACUAAAGACCAGACAUCCAACUGGGUCACCCACACCCCGUAUCACUUCUAACUAUCAUUCAGAGCAAAGAUCGCCAUUUUUAGAUUGCUCCAGAAAUUGUGACCCAUUAAAGACCCGUUAAUGAUAAAUGUAGUUCUACAUACCCAGCUCCAGCACACAUAAAGAACCCCCCCCAUACACACACACACACACACACACACACACACACACACACACACCUAUUACCCACUUGACCUCUUAUAAUGUCAUCCUGUGGAUUCCCAACUUGUCUCUUCAGUCCCCAGUAGCCUGGUGUUUACAUGUUGUCAACAUUUUGUUAAUCGCUCCCCAAGCUGUUCAGACUCUUUGUUUUGUAACCUAAUUCCUCCCUCAUGUAUUCCCCGGCAUCUCCAUGUUCUAAGUCACAGGUGCUUUGAGAAUUGAUGCUAGGGCGACUCUAUUAUCUCCGUCACUCUGCUGUCUCCUAGUGGACAGAGUGCAGCUUUUUAAAGUGACCUCUACAUGGUUGAAACGACCAUUUUUCAGUUAAGGUGAAAACUGCAAAAGUGCAAAAGCUUUACAUCUCUAAAGCAGGUCCUUCUGUCUUAUUCCGAUCUUCAGUAAAUAUCUACAUUUGAACACAUUUUGAACUCAAAAACAUUUUUUUUUUCAGGUUAUUAUCAGGAUAAGCUUGGCCCACAUUUAACCUUUAUAGGAUAUAUUUGACAUGUUUAGCAGAGGACUUUCAAGUAAUUUGUGUUCAUUAUAUUGGUUAUUUGUUUUCUUGAAAAGUGGGGUAAAAAAAAUAGGUUAACAACAUGAAGACAGUUUAAAGCAUUUUGCUUAUGUAUUGAAGCUUAUGAUGCUCAUAAAUUGAUAAAAGUGCACACAAAGCAAAAGAACAAACAUAAGUAGCUGUAAUGUAAGAGGACAGGAUAGCUCAGUGCUCUUCUUUUGGUUUUUGAGAAUUACAAGCUUCAGUAUUUAAAUUUUUUUUUCCAAACAAGGUGCUUCCAACUGUCUUUUUUCUCAAUUUUUUGAAGAUCUUUGACAUGAAAAAUAACCAAAUAUUGCUACGUUGGCUUCCGGUUUAAUAACAAGUUAGUGAAAUUGAAUUAUAAUAUUUUCGACUCCUCUUCAGAUAGUUGGGGAUUUUUAAAGGAGAUUAAAAAUGUGUUCUUCGGUCAUUUGUUUCCCUUUCUUUUCUGCAUAUCAAAAAAUAAAUUUAUAUUCAACCUA
Dicentrarchus labrax (European seabass) is the source of this 2195-nucleotide messenger RNA. It is a transcript of the gene rtf2, whose product is annotated as replication termination factor 2. The record is from RefSeq and is a predicted model, not a curated record. NCBI's taxonomy places the organism in Eukaryota, Metazoa, Chordata, Actinopteri, Moronidae. Gene Ontology annotation, cellular component: nucleus. Bases 108 to 1028 code for a protein of 306 amino acids. The transcript is spliced from 9 exons. Gene Ontology annotation, biological process: site-specific DNA replication termination at RTS1 barrier; mitotic DNA replication termination.